AUGCUCUCCCUUCUUUCGCUCUCGGUAUUCCUUCUCAUUGUUUACCCAACAUUACCAUCGCAAGCCAGAUUUACGCGGCGUGCUAAUAAUUCCGACGUCUUAAAGUGGGUGAACCCGUUGAUUGGUAGCAAGAGCGGUGGCAAUGUUUUCGCGGGCGCGACUCUGCCUUAUGGCAUGGCGAAAGAUGGGAGCCAGAUCACGGGAUUCUCAGCUAUGCAUGACUCCGGCACUGGGGGAAAUCCCAGUCUGGGAAACUUUCCUAUUUUUCCUCAACUCUGCCCGGAGGAUGAUCUCAAUAAUUGCAAAUUCCCGAUUAAAGCCAGAGCAACACAUUACAGGAACGAUACAAUAAAAGCCGAGCCUGGAUACUUUGGGGUGACUCUGGACAACGGAAUCGUGGCAGACAUGGCAGUUUCUAAGCGUGCUGCUCUGUUUCGCUUCAAUUUUCCUACAAAUGGUACUGGAAAUGCUUCCUCGCUGAGUCCCCUUAUUAUGCUGGAUCUUACAGACCUCUGGUCGAGUCGUCAAAAUGCUUCAAUCAGUAUUGAUGCGACCGAAGGAAGUGACAGUGGCAGAAUCCGUGGAAACGGGACGUUCCUUCCCAGUUUCGGGGCUGGAUCAUAUGUGCUGCACUUUUGUCUUGAUGUCGCCGGUGGCAAGGUCAAAGACUCGGGCAUGUGGGUGAACAACCGAUCGGGAACAGAACCAAAAGAGCUAUUCGUUACCCGAGGAUUCAAUCUCUUUUACUUAGAAGCUGGAGGCUUCAUUCGGCUUCAAGGUCCAGUCACCAACGCAAUUUACGCGAGAAUAGGAGUGAGUUUCAUUAGCUCCGACCAAGCAUGUGGAAGCGCAGAGAAGGAGAUUCCAGGACCUGAUUUCGAUUUGGAUGUGCUAGUUUCCUCCGCGAAGGAAGCAUGGCGCCGGAAGCUCACCCCAAUCACGAUCGAGACCGGAGGUGUUGAUGGUAGCUUACAAACAAGUUUCUGGAGUGCGAUCUAUCGAACGAUGAUAUCUCCUCAGGACUAUACCGGCGAAAAUCCUCACUGGGAGAGCUCAGAACCAUACUUCGAUUCCUUCUACUGCAUAUGGGAUAUGUGGCGUGUGCAGUUGCCGUUCCUGACUAUUAUGGAUCCUGAAGUACAAUCAAGGCUUGUGCGCAGCUUGCUCGACAUUUAUAAGCAUAGAGGGUGGCUGCCAGACUGCAGUAUGAGCACCUGCAAAGGAUGGACCCAGGGUGGCUCGGAUGCAGAUAACGUACUAGUCGACGCCUAUGUAAAGAAUCUCACCGGAAUCGACUGGGAAUUGGCUUAUGAGGCCAUCGUCAACGACGCGGAGAACGAACCGCUAGAAUGGUCAAUUCAGGGAAGAGGAGGCCUAAUGAGCUGGAAGAGGGUGAACUAUAUCCCCUAUCUUGACUACGACUAUCUCGGGUUUGGAACAAAUUCUCGAAGCAUUUCCAGGACUUUAGAGUAUUCAUACAACGACUUCUGUUUAUCUACUCUUGCCAAAGGACUAGGGAAGGAUGAUUCUACCAAAUACCUAUCUCGAGCAAGCAAUUGGCAGAAUAUCUUCAAAGGAGACCAAAAGUCUUUGAUCAACGGCACUGACACCGGCUUCACAGGCUUCUUUCAACCAAAGUAUCUGAAUGGCUCAUGGGGCUACCAAGAUCCGAUAGCCUGUAGUCCGCUUGCCGACUUUUGCUCUCUAACGUCUAAUCCAUCAGAAACCUUUGAGUCCAGUUGCUGGGAGUACAUGUUUUUUGUCCCGCAUGAUGUCCGAAAAGUCAUCUCUCUCCUAGGUGGCCCCGAGACUUUCAUACGACGUCUCGAUUACUUCCACACAUCUGGUCUUGCAGAUAUCGGGAAUGAGCCGGUCUUCUUGACUGUGUAUAUGCCUCACUACGCAGGUCGGCCGGGACUGUCUUCAAAACGCGUUCAUUCGUAUAUACCAUCGCGUUUCAAUUCCUCGACGGACGGGCUUCCAGGAAACGACGACUCAGGUGCAAUGGCAUCCUUCACUUUGUUCGCUUGUAUAGGCCUUUUCCCAAACCCUGGCCAGAACGUCUACUUCAUCACUCCACCAUUCUUCAAAUCUGUAAGCAUAACGAAUCAGAUCACAAACAAUACGGCUACUAUUCGGAAUCUCAACUUUGACAAGGAGUACAAAAACAUUUAUAUUCAGAAGGCGACGUUGAAUGGUGAACCGUAUACGAAGAAUUGGAUUGGGCAUGAGUUCUUUACGCAGGGUUGGACGCUGGAGUUAACGCUGGGGCAGAUAGAGAGUGAUUGGGGGACUAAGGAGGAGGAUUUACCCCCAAGCAUGUCAACGGGUAAUAUGAAGAUGCUGUGA
Messenger RNA from Lindgomyces ingoldianus, 2349 nucleotides. Its product is annotated as alpha-1,2-mannosidase family protein-like protein. The coding region runs from base 1 to 2349 and encodes 782 amino acids. Lineage: Eukaryota; Fungi; Ascomycota; Dothideomycetes; Pleosporales; Lindgomycetaceae. The transcript is spliced from 2 exons. The record is from RefSeq and is a predicted model, not a curated record. Gene Ontology annotation, cellular component: nucleus; cytosol. Gene Ontology annotation, molecular function: peptide-N4-(N-acetyl-beta-glucosaminyl)asparagine amidase activity; carbohydrate binding. Gene Ontology annotation, biological process: protein quality control for misfolded or incompletely synthesized proteins; carbohydrate metabolic process; glycoprotein catabolic process.